Messenger RNA from Cornus florida, 960 nucleotides. Its product is annotated as glycine cleavage system H protein 2, mitochondrial. NCBI's taxonomy places the organism in Eukaryota, Viridiplantae, Streptophyta, Magnoliopsida, Cornales, Cornaceae. Bases 280 to 744 code for a protein of 154 amino acids. The record is from RefSeq and is a predicted model, not a curated record. Gene Ontology annotation, cellular component: cytoplasm; mitochondrion; glycine cleavage complex. The transcript is spliced from 3 exons. Gene Ontology annotation, biological process: protein lipoylation; glycine decarboxylation via glycine cleavage system.
AAUAAAAGAUGCGGCCUCACCCUCACUUACCUAAUGGGUUUGUUGACAAGUUGACCCACCACCUUUUUAUUUAGUAUAACCUUUUUCUUUUUGGGUUUUUCCAUUUGAAAAGUUUGUGCUUUUCUGUAUAUUUAUUAUUUAUUUCCAACUCUGAUACGAGACAACGAGAAUCAAAUAUGUUGCACACCUAAAGAGAGAGAGAGAGGGAGGGGCACGGAAAGAAAGAGAGUGUGUUGUAGUAUUCUACUGUAGAGAGGCCGAGGUUUGGGUUAUUGUAAGAUGGCGUCAAGGGUGUGGGCAUCAAAGGCUGCUUCAUACCUCAGGAUCUCAGUGUUCCACAGAGGCUUCUCUUCUGUUGUGAAGGAUCUAAAGUACGCAGAUUCCCAUGAAUGGGUAAAAGUUGAAGGUAACUCUGGUAUCGUAGGCAUAACCGACCAUGCUCAGGAUCACUUAGGCGAUGUUGUAUAUGUCGAAUUACCUGAGGUUGGGGCUGCUGUAACACAGGGCGGCAGUUUUGGUGCGGUUGAAAGUGUCAAGGCUACUAGUGAUAUCAACUCUCCUAUUUCAGGGAAAGUGGUCGAAGUCAAUGAAGAACUCAACAACUCCCCUGGUCUGGUAAAUUCGAGUCCAUAUGAAAAUGGGUGGAUUAUAAAGGUGGAGAUGAGCAACACUGAUGAAUUGGAGUCCUUGUUUGACUCGGAUCAAUAUUCCAAGUUUUGCGAAGAAGAAGAUGCAAAGCAUUGAGUGAAACCUUGCAGUGUGAUGCAGGCAAUCCUUUUCUAAAGGUUUUUCUUUUUCUUUUUUUGGUGCAUUUACAGGUGGUGUUUUAAAAUCAAGGAAGCAAGAAAGUAUGCAUUUGUUAUUUAGGUUUCUUUAUCCAGUCAUGUGUUGCCAAUUCACUUCUCUUCUUUAAAUUCUGAAAUUUCUAUCAAAAUUAAGAAGUUUGCAUUUUGAAUUUUA